GUGUCCCGAGCACCCGGAGGAGCCGGCCACCUACUUCUGCGCCACCUGCGAGUGCCCCUGCAUCUGCGCGGAGUGCGUGGUGCAGCGGAACGGGCGGCACCGGGACCACGAGGUGAUGCGCACCAGCCGCGCCCACGAGGCGCUGCGCGCCCGCGCCGGCUCGCUGAUCGACCAGGCUGGGGCGCUGCAGGACGACUUCGCCAUGGUGGCCCGGACCCCCGCGCGCAGGACGUGGAGCGCGCCGCGGCGCGCGGCCGCGCCAGCGUGCGCGCGGCGUUCGCGCGGGUGAGGGCGCAGCUGCAGGACCGCGAGGCCGAGCUCAUGGAGUCCUUGGACGUCUACGAGAGCGACUCGCUGGCGCGGCUCGACCACGGCGGCGCCGAGCACGCCGGGCGGCUGAGCGAGCUGCGCCGCCUGCAGGACAGCCUCCGCGACCACUGCCACGGCGAGGCCAACGCCGUGGAGGCCCUCAACACCUACGCGGCGGCGAAGGCUGCCAUCGUGGCGUUGCGGGAGGCCUUCUCCCACGAGGACUUCAGCGGCGCCCCCGCCGCGCCCGACGAGUUCGUCGGCCUCGCCAGCGGGGCGCGCGCCGAGCUCGACUCGCACGCGGAGGGCCUGGCCAGCCUGGAGGAGGCCGUGGCCGGGCUGUGCCAGCGCGGCGUGGAGUUCCCGCAGCCGUCGCCGCGGACGGCGGGAUUUAUGACGAGCAGCGGGUCUGCCUUAGGCGGGCCCGAGCCGCUCGCGCCGGGCAGGCACGCGCCGCAGGACAAGUGGGACCCUGGUUUGGAUGCUGGCCGCGGCAGCUCCGCCCGCGCCGUCUCGCCACUGGGGGCGCCGCCCGCGCCCUGGCAGAGGCGAUGA
Molecule: messenger RNA, 864 nt
Organism: Prorocentrum cordatum
Lineage: Eukaryota; Dinophyceae; Prorocentrales; Prorocentraceae
Source: the annotation of a GenBank genome assembly